Messenger RNA from Danio rerio (zebrafish), 2190 nucleotides. The record is from RefSeq and is a predicted model, not a curated record. Lineage: Eukaryota; Metazoa; Chordata; Actinopteri; Cypriniformes; Danionidae.
CAAAGAUUCAUAUCGUUUCGAUGCUUCAGGGAGCUCUUUGGAAAGCAUCCAUUACUUCAAAGCAUAUCGUGAUCACAGAGACGACAUGUAUGCAACUCUAAAAUGUGCUCUUAAGCCUUUUGCAAGAAAUACUCUUGCAAAAAUGCACUACAGUUCAGGAGUGAGCAUCAGGCUUCUGCCCAGUUAUAAGUGCUCUUUUGAAGACCCAGUGCAUGUGACGGUGAGCGGCUUAAAUCCACAUCAACGCGUGGACCUGCGCUCCAAAAUCACGGAUGAAGGUGGACGUGAUUUCAAGGCUUUAGCGACCUAUCAGGCAGAUGACAGUGGCCAAAUUGACCUCAAGCGCGACUCUUCUCUUGGUGGGAGCUUUACCGGGGUUGAACCGAUGGGUUUAUACUGGGCUCUGAAAGCAGACACAAUAAGCUGCAAGUUUAAACUUAAAGAUGUGACGCGUCCAGCUCUUGUUGACAUUGAAGUUGUCAGUGAUGAUAAAGUCCUGGCCAAAGUGACCAACGAGAGACACUGCCUGACCGAUGGUGUCCGGAGAAGACCUUUAAAUGAAGACAGGAUCAGAGGAACUCUUUUUAUGCCACCUGGUAAAGGACCAUUUCCUGGGAUUUUGGAUACAUAUAUACUUAGAGGAGGUCAUUUUGAGUUGAGAGCAGCUCUGCUGGCAAAGAGAGGUUUUGCUGUUUUAGCCUUGGCCUACCAAAAUUACCAAGAUUUACCCAAAAGUUCUGACAAAUUUCACCUUGAGUACUUUGAAGAAGGUAUAGAUUUCCUACGGCAACAGCCAGAGGUGAAAGGUCAAAAAAUUGGCCUAUUGUCUAUAUCAAAGAGUGGAGAUCUGGCUUUGUCCAUGUCAACAUUCCUGCCUGAUAUAGCAGCUACUGUUUGGAUCAAUGGAUGCAAUGCCAACAGUGUAGUCCCACUUUACUACAAAGAUAUGUAUAUUCCACCUCUGACACUUGACUUUAAGAAAAAAAAAAUCACACCAUUAGGCCUUGUGGAUAUGCUAGAUGUUGUGAAAGACCCGAUGUCCAAAGAAGGUCUUCCUAGUGUUAUCCCCAUUGAGCGUGCCCCUGGUAGAUUCAUGUUUAUAGCAUCAGAAGCCAACAUGAAUUGGCGAAGCGCCUAUCAUGCAAAAUUAGCAUGCGACAGACUCAAAGCUCAUGGAAAAAAAAACUAUGAGCUGGUAAAGUAUGAAAAGGCGGGUCAUUUUAUUGAGGUGCCCUAUAUGCCCUUUUGCUUUGCUAAUUUUCAUAGUGUACUUAAGCAACCUGUUUUAUUUGGUGGGGAACCUAAAUGUCAUUCAGAGGCACAGGUGGAUGCCUGGCCGAGGAUUAUCAAUUUCUUCAAAAAACACUUAGCAACUGCUGAUUACAAUCUCAGUCCUAUGCUGGAAGAGAACAUACAUGAAAUGUCACAGCAAUGACAUCCAAUUAUAAAAAGAUUGCUUAAUCUCAUCAAAUAUAAUGAGAAAUAGUUUCUGCAUAUUUGAAAAAUAGCAUGAAAAAAAUUGAAACUAAAAUUAUUUUAAAAAAUGUUUGAAGUGUUAUUUCACUGCUUCGCCACACUUUUGCAUUAUUAAUUAGGUAGAUUGUAUGGGUGCCAAAGGUCCUGGAUUUGGUUUCUCUGUCUUUUUUUAUCUUUAUUUUUGGCUUUCCUUAUGAAUGUUUCUAGCAAACUUUUUGAACUAGACGUGCAGUUAAAAGCAUCAAUAAGUAAUUAAUUACUGUAUGCACUUUUAUGUAUCAUCUCUGGGGUUUCCAAUAAAGUAGGUUUAGAUAUCUUGAGAUUAUGUGUCUUCUGUGUCAUUCUUUCUUGAAUUGUUCUUAAUCAAUUACCAACCUUUUGGUUAAUAUAAAGCGAUUUAGUCAAAUUAUUAUUUACCCGCAGUUUUGGUCACACAGAGAAAGUCAACAGGGUUUUCCAACUUUCCACAGGACGUUUUCUGUGUGCCAAAGAAAAAAUAAUAAUUAGUAUUUGAAACUACAUGAAUGUAAAUUAUGAGUUGUAGUUUUGGUUAAAGUGUCCUUUUAAGUUUGUGCAAUAUAGUAGCCAUGAAUUCAAUACCAUCAAUAUAUGAAAGCGAUUCAUCAGCAUGGAAAUAAAAAAAAGUUUCUGUGUAAAACUCCAGCGGUACUAACCCAUAAAGAAGACUUUAAGGAGUUCUUUCACGUUGAUUAA